AUGCUCCGUCGAUUCGCUCGCGCCUCGCUCGCGCCUCCCUCCACCUCGCGCGCGGUGUCGUCGUCCAAGGACGUCGUCCGAUCGCCCUCGCCCUGGCGUCCCGUGCGCGACGAGCGCACGGGCGAGGUGUACUGGUGGAACACGCGGACGAACGAGACCACCGCGGUGGGUGCGCCGAGGCCUCGGAGCGACGCGCUCGUGGACGAUCCGAAUCACCGAAUCACCGGUGGUGGGGGACGGGAGACGUUCGGGCAGGCGAUCUCGGGAAGUUUCUUCAUGGGCGCGGGGGUGGCGCUGGGUUUCGGAGCGAUCGGCGCGUUGUUCCGAAUGUUCUGA
Molecule: messenger RNA, 336 nt
Organism: Ostreococcus tauri
Lineage: Eukaryota; Viridiplantae; Chlorophyta; Mamiellophyceae; Mamiellales; Bathycoccaceae
Product: WW domain
Exons: 1
Coding region: 1-336 (111 amino acids)
Source: RefSeq, a predicted model, not a curated record